Messenger RNA from Coccinella septempunctata (seven-spotted ladybird), 1239 nucleotides. RefSeq lists its product as uncharacterized. Bases 1 to 1239 code for a protein of 412 amino acids. The record is from RefSeq and is a predicted model, not a curated record. The transcript has a single exon. NCBI's taxonomy places the organism in Eukaryota, Metazoa, Arthropoda, Insecta, Coleoptera, Coccinellidae.
AUGAAAGCCUUAUCGUACAAUCCCGUAAAGAAGAAAUAUUUUGGUAUGAAUGGGUUCCUGAAUCAUGUUGAGAAAUCUGAAAAACUCGCUACUAAUCUUUAUCAAUACAAAUUGAAAAUAGCCCUUUUCUUGAAUCCUCCCAGGAUAAUCAAGGACGAAACUGGAAAAUGGCAUUCAGAUGACGAAUUCUUCUGGCGAAGAACAAUACACGACCUGAACGGUACAAUAGAGAUUGUUGAAACAACGCCAUACGAUCUGGAUGCUGCAAAGAUUGCUGUCAUGAAAGGCAAGGCGCAUUUUUGUCCACUCAGUUACUUCAGAACCAGCAUUCCUGAAAAUUUGGACUUCACCGCACCUGAUGCUAUUGAAGAUUUGGUAGUUUUGGUACCUAAUUCAGAGUUGAUUCCAAAAAGUACCUAUAUUUUCAUGGUCUUUUCGAAAACAGUGUGGUUUUACUUAUUUUUCUCAAUUAUUUUACUGCUUCUAUUCUUGCUGGUGGUGAACAAGAUGCGCAAAUUCUAUAAGAGAGAGACAUCAUCUAUAGUUUUGGAUAUAAUAAGUUUGCUGCUAGGUAAAUCCAUCAGAAUACAUCCUCAUUACAAUUGGCUGGAAAAGUGUUACCUGUGUCUGUCUCAAAUGAUCAGUAUUGUCAUCAUAGCCGCGUUCAAUUCUGCUUUGAUUUCUGCAGUUCUCAUCGAUAAACAUAAGAACCAAAUAAAUACACUAAGUGAUCUUAAAGAGUCUCAGUUAUCGAUUUAUGCCUUGCCUGAUUUGAAGCACUACGUUGAGGAAUUCGCACCAAUGUUUAAGCCACAGUUGGUGAAAAUACCAAGAAGAAAUUAUAGUUCUUUACUAGAGAAUAAAAUUCAUCAACAAGCUUUAGUAGUGCCCCGUUCUUUGUCACAAGCAGCACUGGAUAAGAUCAAUGACAAAGGUUCUAAUGUUUCAUACAGAACCAUGCAUGAAUCACUUCUUUCUGGGUUUUCUACGUAUUUCUUCACGAAAGGUUCGCCGUUUAUCAGCAUGAUCAACCAAAUGAGAUUGAGAAAGUUUCAAUAUGGUUUGGGCUUGAAGGAUUUGAGGAAACUGAAAGAAGCACCUCGCGAAUUCACUGCAAAAAAGAGAUAUAUUCCGCUAUCUAUGUCACAUCUUGGAGGAAUUUUUGUGUUCUGGCUUGCCGGAGUUGGUAUCUCAAUAAUAGUGUUUUUAGCAGAAAGGUUUCAUAUACUAACUUAUUAG